UGCUUAGACCAAAACUGCCUUACUGGGAGCAACCUCAGAAGGCAUGAGAGAGAAGAAGAAGAACUCGAAUAAAUUAAAUUUAAAUUAAUCAAAGACCUUAUAAACACAAGUCACUAAAUACUAAAUUAGUUAGUUAAUAUUUAUUAUCCGAAUAGAUUAUCGGUACGUUAUCUAAAAAAAAAUAGUACAAUAAAAAUGCCAGAAAACUGUUUUUGACCGAAAAUAUUUUUUGAAAAUGAUAUCUGUGCUAAAACAAUGCCAAAAAUUAUCCAAAAAUAAACAUAUCUAUAGAAUAAAUGUGCGGUAUUUCGCCAGAGCAAUUUCAGGAGAUAGAAGUACACCUUUAACUGAUGAUACACUAACUGGGAGAUUCUUAUCAUAUCUGGAUAAUAAUCUUUCAAAAGCUACAACAUAUAAUGAUAAAAUUGGGUUGGUGGCAACAAUAAAGACACAGCCACAAGAAAUCAGAAAUUUUGACACCAAUGGAGUUAACUUAGUAUUAAGUGUGUUAAAUGAUAGAACUGUUAUAAAACAUAAAAAUGAAUUUAAAAGAAUAUUGGAACUGGUUGAUGUAGAAUGUUGUAGCAGACUACAUGAGUUCAGCACUAAGAAUAUAUUUGAUACCUUGACAAAUUUUGUAAAUGCUGUGCCACACCAGAUAACUAAAUGCCAGUUUUUCCAUUCGGCACUAGACUGUUUGGUUAUUCAUAAGGAAAAGUUAAAUAAAGACCAACUGGUUCAUCUAUUGUUUUUCAUAGGAUUUUUAAAAAAGAAUUAUAAUGCUCAAAACAUGAUUAGGCAGUGUUUAAAAUUAUUUGACCACAGUACAAUUAAUAGACUGAUGAAAGAAGAUUUAUGCAUUAUUUGCAACUCUACUUUUAAAACCAGUACUAAAAUAAAAAAUCAUUUACUAUUAGACAAAAUAAAACUAUAUAUUAAUGACAACUUAACCCUUCUAAAUGAUCCUGCUGUCUUUAUAACAUUAAUAAAAACUCUAAGACACAAUCGGUACCAAGAUGAUGAUAUUCUCAACUCCAUUACAUGCACUAUUUUCUUCAAUGGAACUUUAAAGUAUUAUUCCUUUAGUGCCAUGUGUCAUAUAUUGGCUUUAUAUGCUGAUUAUUUAUAUUAUGAUGAAUCUAUUUUAAAAGUCCUAACUGAAAAGUGCCUAAAUGACCUAAAACAUUUAUCAUUUAAAUCCAAAGAUACUUAUCUUCAGGAACAACCUAGAAUGAAAGAUAUAAAAAGAUUUUUGUGGGCAUUAACUAACUUAAACUACAAAAUUUCCCGAGAAGAGAUUGAAGGUAUUAUAUUACCUCAAAUAGAAAUCCGAGUAGAUGCUGGAGAGUUUACAAAUGAUGUAGGAUCAAUGUUUCAAAUUAUUCUUUAUUUGUGGAUGAUGAACUAUAAGGCAUGUGGAUUAAUUGACCAGUUUAUGGUCAAUGAUUUAAUUCAGAAAUACAAAGCUCAAAACCUACCAAAUCAACAAAGUCUAAACCUACUUCUAACAAGUAUUUACUAUGAAGACCCAAACCUCUUUCAAAAAUUAAAAAUACCAUUGGAAGCCACGUCGCAUGUUUAUAAUCAAGAUUAUCAGCUAGCCAAAAGACCUGUUCUCAGGAAGGUUAUUCAAAGCCUAAAGUCAACAUUUCCACAAAACAAGUUGGAUACAUUUCAGAUAAAUUGUCAAGUGCCUUACCUCAAUAUUGUAGGAAUAACAGGGUAUCAAAAGAAGAUUUAUAAAACUGUGAAUAUUGAAAUUUUGGAUGAGUAUACUACUUUGAAAAAUAGUGACAACGUGCCAUCUGGAUUAAUGCAGUUAAAGAUGAGAAUUUUAGAUAAGUGUGAUGAAGCAUUGAUUGUGAUAUGUGAAGAUGAGUUUGCUGGACUGACUGACUUAGAACUGCAGCAGUUUUUGGAAGAUGAAAUAAAUUUAGUAUGCUAGUGUAUUUCUACUACGUAGUUCCUAAAAUUGUUACCUAUGUUUGGCUUUAGGAAUGUUGUUGAUUUUUAAGCUUUAUAAUCUGAGUUAAAAAAAUGAUCAAUGGUCAUUCCAAUGAUUUGCUCAAAAUGUAUUAAUUUAAAGUGUAUUAGAACUGAAUAAUUAGGAAUGUUUUUGUUAAGACAAAAAACAGUAUUUUGUAAUAAGCUUUUAACAGUUUAUUCUGAUAUUCAAAAUGUACAUUAUAAUAUUUAUAUAAUAAAUUAAAGAAUUAUUUAUUUACAA
Molecule: messenger RNA, 2227 nt
Organism: Anthonomus grandis grandis
Lineage: Eukaryota; Metazoa; Arthropoda; Insecta; Coleoptera; Curculionidae
Exons: 3
Coding region: 236-1945 (569 amino acids)
Source: RefSeq, a predicted model, not a curated record